AUGUGCACAAGGCUCAUUGGCUUUCAACAUGUAACCAACUGCAGAGAGGGGUACUAUUGGGUCCAACUCAUACCAAGGAGAUCGCAAGGGACUGCUCUCCUGCAAUCUGCGUACUCAACCCAGCCGCUCAUGGCAGCGCAGUUUGACCCAAUGGCCGGCGUUCAGAUGCCGCCGCAGCAGCCGCAGAUGUUCCUUCAGCCCACCUCGCUUCAAGUGCCCAGCAUGUCUGCGAUGCAGAUGCAGCCAGAUCUCACGCCGUCUGACGGAAAUCUACGUGGAAUGGCAAUGCCACAAAUCCCGGCUUUGGCGCCUAUGUACCAGCCCUACCAGCCCUACCAGCCCUCGUGGCUUUACCCGAGCUGGCAAAUGCAACCACAGAACUUCUACCGGCAGGAUCUCGUGUUGCAGGAGCAGCUUUCGAGCAUGAACAAGGAGCUGCAGAGCCUGAAGCAACAGGAGCAGAAGGAAGCCAAGGAUCUCGAGCUGAAGGCCACAGAAGUAGGGGUGGCAGAAAAGCACUUGCGUGAGGCAGAGCAAAAGAUGAAGGACGCAGAUGUUGCUGCUAAGCAGCUGCAGGAUCGAGAGCAGAAUGUGGAGGACCAGGCAAUUUCGGCAGUGCGAACGGCCAAGACACAGGUUGCCCAGGCCCAGAAGGAGGUGAAGGACAUGCAGGACGAGCUGCGGCAGGCGCAGGCCGAUGCUAUUCAGGCACGGGCGGCCCAGGCAGCCGCGGAGGAGCAAGUGGCCAAGUCGGAAAUGCUGCAGGCAGCGCAGGCUUCAGACAAGCAACUUGGGUGGAUGUCCCAGUGA
Effrenium voratum is the source of this 810-nucleotide messenger RNA. Lineage: Eukaryota; Dinophyceae; Suessiales; Symbiodiniaceae. The record is from the annotation of a GenBank genome assembly.